Tuber melanosporum (Perigord truffle) is the source of this 1036-nucleotide messenger RNA. RefSeq lists its product as uncharacterized. Lineage: Eukaryota; Fungi; Ascomycota; Pezizomycetes; Pezizales; Tuberaceae. The record is from RefSeq and is a predicted model, not a curated record. Gene Ontology annotation, molecular function: ATP binding; ATP hydrolysis activity. The transcript has a single exon. Bases 58 to 900 code for a protein of 280 amino acids.
AACCGCACCAAAAAUUCACAACCACCCCACAUCCAUCAACCAACCCCACCCACAAAAAUGGCCCAUCACCCCCCAUCAAUCGACAUCCAAAACCUAACCUACACCUUCCCCGACAACUCCAUCGGGCUAGAAGACAUAAACAUCAACCUCCCAGCUGGCUCGCGCACGCUUCUCAUCGGCGCGAACGGGGCCGGCAAGACUACGCUGCUCCGCCUCGCCUCGGGCAAAAAACUCACAACCCGGGGCCGCAUACGUAUCGGUGGCGUGGACCCAUUCGCGCAUGGGCUGGAGGGCGUGACCUACCUGGGUCUGGAAUGGGUUCUGAACCCGAUCGUGCGGAACGAUAUCUACGUGCACGAGCUCCUGGCGAGCGUGGGCGGGGACGCGUACCCUGAGCGGCGCGAUCAGCUGGUGCGCAUCCUGGACAUCGACGUCGACUGGCGAAUGCACAUAGCUUCCGAUGGGGAAAGGCGGAGGGUGCAGUUGGCGAUGGGCUUGCUCAGGCCUUGGUCCAUUCUGCUGAUCGAUGAGGUCACCGUUGACUUGGACGUCCUUGCGCGCUUUAGGUUUUUGGAGUUCUUGAAGGAGGAGACGGAGACUCGGGGAUGCACCAUCGUCUAUGCUACGCAUAUCAUGGAUGGGAUUGCCGGGUGGCCAACGAAUUUGGUUAGGAUGGCGGGGGGGAAGGUUAAGGCGGUUGGCACCGUGGCUUCGUUUUUGGGGGAGGUUGAGAGGAAGGGGGCUAGUGCGGGGUGCCGCGAUGGAGGGAUUAUGCGGAAUUCGGCAUUGUUGGAUCUGGCGCUGGGCUGGUUGGUGGAGGAUUUGGAGGAGAGGGGGCCCAGGGAUAGGACGAAGAGUGGCCAGGUGACAUAUAAUAAUGUUGAGAAGGAGCCCUUUUAAUCUGUGGGGCGCUCACGGGAGGGAUGGUUCUGGGAGCUUUCUUUAACUGGGCUCUAUGCUCGGGUAGAUGGUAUCCGAUCAGGUUUCUCGGCGGUUUCCUCGAUUUUCGCAUUCUCUAGGCGCGUUUGGGGUGCGG